GUGUUCCCCCCCCCCCAUAGCCCUGCUCUCUCCCCAGCACACGCUGUCCCCCCCCCCCACCAUAGCCGUGCCCUCUCCCCAGUGCAACCUUCCUGGGGAGCCCGGGGACAGGAGUAGGCAAGCCAGAGAUUUCUGAGGGGGGGGCACCUGCGAAGGACCAGGGAGGGAGCAGGGAGGCGGGGGAGCCCCCGGACCAGGGACAGGAAGGUGGCUCGAGUGGGACGGGUCCCAGAUGGCCGCGUGGUUCUCAGGAAGUCUCGGCCAGGCCAGCAGGGACCCCUGUGACAGACCUGUGUCUCAUGCCGACAGGCUGCAUCGGGGCUCCGCCGUGGUCACUCCCUUCCUGGGAGCAGGCAGCGGGGCUGGCAGUCACCCCCCCCCCCCCGACGGGAGACGUGCCCACAGCACCCGGCGCCCGAGGGCGAGGGGGCCCGAGGGCCAGGGGGCGGGAGAGCCCAGGCUUGUCUCCUGGGGGCGGUUCUGGCUCCAGAGCAGCCUGGGGCCCCUCCCCUGGGCCGGGCUGGGGCCGCCGUCCCUGCUCCCCAACUAGCAAUCCUGCUCCUCGGCCUGACCUUCACGGCCCUGCGGAGGCAGCAGAGGCACCGGCGGGGGAUGGGCGGGUGGCAGGAGGGGACUGACGGCACUUCUCUCCCCGUCAACGGGUCUGACUCCGCGGUGCCCGCUCCUGUCUCCUGUCCCCCAUCCCCACCCCCGUGUGGGAGGGACCUCCCUGUUCCAGUCUGGGGGUGACUUCCUGCCCUUGCCUUUGGGCCACCAGCAGCCGCCUGGCUUCUCAGCGUCUCUGUCACUGUGUGACUUUCCUGGGUAAAAUCCCUCAGGGUCUCGGUUGUAAAUGCUGGGAGUAGGUUCUGUCCGCCUGGCUGGCCCCUGCCUGAGUUUUGCUUUAGAUUUGCACAUCUGCCUUCAGACCGGGUCCAUCGUGGCCUCUGUCACUGCCUGCCCUCUGCGCCCGCUAGCCCACCAGCCUGGACUCCCCCUCAUUUCUCGCCCCCUGCAUCCCUGCGGUUAGCUUCUGGUCGUUGCCACCUGCCUGGUGGCUCUCAUCCCUGCUCCCCCUUGACCCCUGACCCUUGCCAGGGUGCCCUGCUUUCCUGUAUAACUGUCACUCUUGCGGUCUGCCGUGGCCCCUUGUGACGGAACACCUGCUCGCCUGUCACGCCCUGACCUCGGGUGAAGACGUGACUCCCUAGGUCACCGUUGGCCCGCCUGCGUCCUGGAGAGCACCUGCUCUGAGCGCUGAGCACCGCUUCCUCGGUGCCGCUUCCUGCCCCUCUGGGGCCGCCCGCUGCUCUGGUCCGGGGCCUCGGGGACAGCGCUUGUCUGACGGGACCCUCCCCGUGUGCCUGCUGGUCCUGUAGCUGGUCAGCAGCCCUGACGUUCAUUUCGAUAUCGCGGGCACGCGGCACGCUGAGCGCGGAGCGUGUGUGAGCGAGCUCUCCGGCCGGGGGCACUUAGCGAGCCCCCCUCGCGUCUGCACAAAACCAUCCGGAUGCAGGCAUCACGGUCCCCCUCCUCCUUGGGAGACAAGCGGAGCUCAGAGACGCUAAGUGCCUUGCCUGAGGAGCUACCACCAAGGCCCAGGCUGGGGUCUGGACCUCUGUCCACUCCUCCUGGAAGGCCGGGGAGGAGAGCAGGGCCUGGGCUCUGGGCCCAGUGAUCCCAGGAGAGUCAUCUGGUCCUCCGGUGACCGCUUCAGUUUGCUAAGCGACUGAGAGGCUAGUUUCGCCAGUGUGUAAACUAGGAAGUGAGCAGUUAACAGGCAGCAGUCACUGUUUUGUGGGAGUGAGGGGGCCAAUAAAUAAUGUUCUGUGUAUCACAGACGCCUGGGAGCCAGUAGCUUCAGAGACUCAAAAUCUCAGAUGACUGUGUUUCAGAACAAGAAGGUCUCACUCCGAAACUUACUCCAGCGGCAGGAAGGAGCCUUUGUCUUCGUUCCCUGGAGCCAGGCCCGCCCCCCUGUGGGGCGUGGCCACGUUGCCGGCGCCCCGUGCCCCAGUUUCCACAUCUGUAAGAUGCGCGUCAGACUCCCCUCCUGUGGAGUGCUUGACGUCAGAUUCAGACGAUGCUUUAAGGGUCUGUCAUAAUGUUCAGAAUUAAAAAAAAACUCGCAGUUACAACAGGCAGAAGGGAAAGACCUAUCUUAAGUAUGUGGAUUUGAGAUGAACUGUGCCUCGUGUUGUCACGGAAAGGGAAUCGUAAACUGAAGAGACUCUCUCCCCAACUGAGAAAGUCGCAGAAGCUCCCGAGGAGCAAGCAGGUGACACAGAAAGACGGUAAGAGGAGGACGAAAACCGCGUUACUCUACCAGGGAGACCACGGUUGGCAUUUUGAUGUGCUCCCUUUUUGCUCCUCCCCCACCUCCCCUUAGGUAUGGACGUUGGGGGCGUGAGGUGUCCUGGCUGCUUCGCGUCACAGCUCCGGCGAGUUGCCCCGUUCGGUGGCUGCCGCGUCCCGUCGGGGCAGUGCGUGGACUGUAUGUGUCCUACAGGGGGCACCGCGUGGGCCGCCCUGAAGCGGGGACAGCUUGUGUGCCCCUCUGCCCCCACGGCACCCUGCCUCCCGGAUCCCUGCCGGCUGCUCGCGGCUUCUCCGUCGUUCCAUCCGCCGUGCACCGGGACCCGGCCGGCGCCGAGGACCCCGUCCCCCGGUGUCCCCUGGUGUCCCCCGGUGUCCCCCGGCGCGUUCCUUCCCCCCCGCACCCCACCACCUCCCGAGCCGGCGGGGCUGGGGCUGAACACGGGUCGGGCGGUGCUUGCUGCCGGCUGCUCUGCACCCGGCCCUCUGCGCCCGGACAGCCUCGAGCGCAAGGUGCCACCUGCCGCCCGACGGAUACAGGGCGCUUCUCGCGCUGUGGGGGCGGCUUCUCGCCCCUCCUCUUCAGCCCAGUCCCACCCCUCCUGGCAGAAGGAGUCUGUUCCCGUCACUCAUCCCGCGGUUACUCGUUCUGGGGGCACUUGCCCUUCACUCAUCCCGUGGUCACUCGUUCCGUGGUCACUCAUCCCAGGGUCACUCAUCCCGCGGUCACUCGUUCCAUGGUCACUUGUCCUGUGGUCACUCGUUCUGGGGGCACUUGUCCCGCAUUCAUCCCGUGGUCACUCGUUCCGCGGUCACUCAUUCUGGGGUCACUCGUGCCGUGGUCACUCAUCCCAGGGUCACUUAUCCCGCGGUCACUCGUUCCAUGGUCACUUGUCCUGUGGGCACGCGUCCUGGGGGCACUUGUCCCGCAGACACUCGUUCUGGGGGCACUUGUCCUGCUCUCGUCCCGUGGUCACUCGUUCCACGGUCACUCUUUCCGUGGUCACUUGUUCCAUGGUCACUCGUCCCACGGUCAUUCAUUCUGGGGUCACUUGUCCCGUGGUCACUCGUCCCAGGGCCACUGAUCCCGUGGGCACUUGUCCCACAGACACUCAUUCUGGGGGCACUUGUCCCGCACUCAUCCCAUGGUCACUCGUCCCGUGGUCACUCGUCCCGCAGACACUCGUCCUGGGGUCACUCGUCCCACAGUCACUUGUUAUGUGGGCACUUGUCCGGUGGUCACUCAUCCCGGGGUCACGUCCCACAGUCUGCUGCCCUCCCUUGCCCACCUUCAGCCCCUGAAGGUGGCCAGCACUGGCCUGGGCCCCGGCCUCAGGCGCGUGCUGUCCCUAGGCCGUCGUUCAAAUGCGCAGGCGCUGUGUUUAGCGGGUGGUGCUGGCCCUGCCCACUGAGAGGGGCGAGGCUUCCGGGGAGACCCCUCUAGGGGGGCAGGCACCGGCUGCAUCACAUGGUGCCCUCGCGUGCCCUGGAGCGGUCCGUGCAGGUGUCCGGGGGCGGCGGCGGCUGGGAGGUGCAGGCAGCGCUUCGCGCCCCGUGACAUCCGUGGGACGGCCGUGCUGCUGUCCCACUGACUCUUGGGCCUGGGACUCGGUUGUGACCCGUAUACCCUAGAUCUCGCGUGCGGCGGCCGGGCCGACUCUUCCCCCGGCUCAGGAGCGGAUCAGAGCGG
Lynx canadensis (Canada lynx) is the source of this 4006-nucleotide messenger RNA. RefSeq names its product vegetative cell wall protein gp1-like. The record is from RefSeq and is a predicted model, not a curated record. NCBI's taxonomy places the organism in Eukaryota, Metazoa, Chordata, Mammalia, Carnivora, Felidae. The transcript has 2 exons. The coding region runs from base 2392 to 3618 and encodes 408 amino acids.